Molecule: messenger RNA, 2251 nt
Organism: Dimorphilus gyrociliatus
Lineage: Eukaryota; Metazoa; Annelida; Polychaeta; Dinophilidae
Source: the annotation of a GenBank genome assembly
AUUCUGCAUUGAACGCUUCCGGUUUAAACUCCUUUUCGAUUGGGAAACUGUUAAAAACGUAAGCAUGUCUAACAACAUCUGGCUAGCGCCUAAAGAUUCAAAAGCUGAAACUUGGAUGGCAUGGAAAACUAUGCAUUUAGCAAGGGCAAAGUUAAAAGCUUCAAGUAGAACUUCAGCUUUAUUAUCAGGUUUUGCAAUGGUAGUAAUGGUUGAAGCAAGUGUUGAUUAUGCGAAAGUUGGACAAGGUCUCUUAAUAGUUUUUAGUAUUUGUACCGUACUGGUUGUAGGUGUUCACCUUCUUGCCCUAAUGAUAAGUACAUGCAUGCUGCCGAACAUCGAGGCUGUAGCGUCUUUAAAUUCAAUGGAAGCUGUUAAUGAAUCUCCUCAUAUGAGAUUACGGGUAUACGUUGAUAUAGCAUGGUUACUUUCUACAUUUAUAGGUAUCCUCCUUUUCUUGGUGGAGAUGGCUAUUUUAGGUUGGAUUCGCUUUUUACCCGAAGCAGGUAGUGGACAGAAUAAAAGUGCCUCUAUAGCUGCUAUUGUCGUUAUCGUUCCUGUUAUCAUUAUUUUUCUAUUAUUUGCCGCCCAUUUCUACAAGCAGCUCAUUGCUCAUAAAAUGCAGAACACGGCUGCUGAACUGGAAGAAUUAAAUUUGGAAGAAAAGUGGACUGAAAUAGCCAAAAAGUUUAUUACUGGUGAUGGCCAAUUGAUGUCUGUACGGGCUAUGAGAAAAGAUAAGAUAUUUUCUACCCUACCGCCAGAGGGCUCUAGUCUGCCAUGGUGGUGUUCCAUUCGCUUACUACUCGCCUUUGUCGGCUUCUUGGGCUUCGUUAACCUCUACGCCUUAAGGGUCAAUAUGUCGGUAGCCAUAGUUUGCAUGGUUAAUAAUACAGCGUUAUCGGAUUCAAAUUCUACACAAGAAUGCGAAAUCAAUUCAACAUCUACAUCAAACUCUGACGGAGAGUUUGUUUGGGAUCGAACAACCCAAGGUUAUAUUCUUGGUUCAUUCUUUUAUGGUUACGCCAUUACUCAGAUACCGGGUGGUUGGUUGGCGCAGAGAUUCGGAGGAAAGAGAAUAUUUGGCGGAUUUAUGCUUAUGACAGCUAUUGCAACAUUAUUGACUCCUGUUGGUGCGGAAGCGUCGGUUUAUUUCUUAAUUACAUUAAGAUUUAUUAAAGGUCUGGGACAGGGUGUUGUCUUUCCAUGUAUGCAUAGCAUCUGGGCGAAAUGGGCUCCUCCUUUGGAAAGAACAAAGCUAGUCGGUCUAACAUACGCAGGCGCUCAAAUUGGAAACGUUAUAACUUUUCCAAUUUCUGGAUUUCUUUGUCAGUAUAGUUGGACAGCUAUUUUUUAUGCUUUUGGAGCAUACGGUGUAGUAUGGUUUCUAUUAUGGACAUUUUUCGUAUCCGAUUCGCCAGAAACUCAUCGGCAAAUUUCACAAAUCGAAAAAGAUUAUAUAAUAGAGAGUACUGGUACGAAAAAAACUGACUCAAACUAUAAAGUGCCAUGGUUAAAAAUUUUUAAAUCAAAAGCCGUUUGGGCUAUUAUUGUUGCUCAUACAUGUUCAAAUUGGGGAACCUAUCUUGUUUUGACUGGCUUACCAACUUAUUUCAAGGACGUAUUGCAUUUCGAUAUGAAAAGCAAUGGCCUAUUUUCUGCUCUACCUUAUAUAGGAUUUUGGGCUUUUAUCAGUUUUGGCGGAAUAUUUGCCGAUUUUCUCAGAAAGAAACGAAUUAGAACGGUUAAAGUUCGCAAAUUAAUGACUUCAAUGGGAACUAUUCUUCCCGGUACUUUUCUAUUAAUUACAGCUUAUAUUCCUGGAACUUAUCCACUGGCUGCCGUUGCCGGUCUGACUAUUGCUGUUGGUUUUAGUGGAUUUCAAUAUGCGGGCGUCAUGACAAAUCAUAUCGAUAUUGCACCUCGUUUUGCUGGGCUUUUAUUCGGAAUUAGUAACACAGCGGCUACUAUUCCAGGUUUCGUUUCUCCUUUAGUCACGGCUGCUUUAACAAGCGCGUGCACUAAAUUGUCUUGCGAGGAGAAAGUUGCCUGUUUAGCUAACAGAUGGCUUGUUAGCUUUUUUAUAGCAGCUGCUAUUUAUCUUAUAGGAGCAAUCUUUUAUUGUAUUUUUGCCCAAGGCGAAAUUCAAGAUUGGGCAGAGUCAAGUAUAGGUGAGGUAGAAAAUUCAUUAAUGAAAGAAAAAUGCCCAGAAUUGGGCAAAGAAGAGAAAGAAGAAGAAAAAACCAAAUGCUAA